AUGGCCAACGACGCGGGAACGCCAAGGAAGAACCGUAAGAGGAGGAGGAAGAGGAAGAAGAAGAUGAUGAUGACCGCAGCGUCGUUAACGACGACCGCGAAGACAAAAGACCACCCGGCGGCGCAACUGCAAGGUGAAUUGAACCACGUGCCGAUCCAACCGCCGCCGGCCGCCGCGCGCAAUGCCGGCGAGGGACAGCAGGAGGAUACGCCGGCCGCCGACGAGGCGGUUGCGCAGAGGAAGGAGCCGCCGCGAGAGCAAGAGCAGGAACGCGCCGCCACCGCGACGCCCACCUGCUGCAUCUGCGGCGUGGCGAGAUGGCACAACGAGUACUUCUGCGCCUGGAACUACAUGGACGGGCGCGUCGGCGCCACCUGCAGAGCGGGGUGCGUCCCCAGCCGGCACGCGGCGGUAGCGGCGGCGAGCCACCGCCGCCGGGACGCCUUGCGGCGCUUCGUGCGAGUGACCAACCUGCCAUCGAGCCUUGGCCUGCGGGAGCUCGACCGGCUCUUCCAGCGGUUCGGGCCGCUCCUGAUGUCCGUUAUCACGACGACGCUCGCGCCGCCCGGCAGCGCUGGCUUCGGCUAUGUGGCGUUCAAGGAGCGGGAGCACGCUGAGGAGGCCGUCGACAAGCUCAAUGGUCAUCACGUCGGCGGCCGUAACCUGCGGGUCGACUGGGCCUACCCACGUGCAUGA
Sorghum bicolor (sorghum) is the source of this 696-nucleotide messenger RNA. RefSeq names its product eukaryotic translation initiation factor 3 subunit G-B. NCBI's taxonomy places the organism in Eukaryota, Viridiplantae, Streptophyta, Magnoliopsida, Poales, Poaceae. The record is from RefSeq and is a predicted model, not a curated record. Gene Ontology annotation, molecular function: RNA binding. The transcript has a single exon. Bases 1 to 696 code for a protein of 231 amino acids.